This is a messenger RNA of Aegilops tauschii subsp. strangulata, 3420 nucleotides long. RefSeq lists its product as uncharacterized. Gene Ontology annotation, molecular function: protein binding. The record is from RefSeq and is a predicted model, not a curated record. Gene Ontology annotation, biological process: positive regulation of protein catabolic process; protein ubiquitination. NCBI's taxonomy places the organism in Eukaryota, Viridiplantae, Streptophyta, Magnoliopsida, Poales, Poaceae.
AUGAAAUUGAAAUUUGAGGCACCGCGGAAAAACGAGUUGCUUGCCCUGGACAAAUACAGCGUUAAUGGUAAAGAUGAAUCAAUUAUAGUAAGAAAUGAGUAUCCAAGCUUCCCUGUCCCUUGUUUUGAUGCUGAGGAUGUUGAUUUGAAACAGGCCAAAGAGCUUAUGCGAGAAAGGGCUGUUCUGAUUGCCAAGUCCAUAGAAAAUGACAUAAUCAUCCCAGACCCUGCUCCAGAGUGGGUGUCUGAUACCUUCUUGGAGAAAUAUGACGAAUUGGAGCCCAUCCUUGUAAAGGAUAGUGUCUGGUGCUUCCUCCGAUUAUUCGUGAACUGUGCAGGCAAGGGCAUGUCAUGGGAUCUUACCAUCACCGCACAAACCUUAACCUUCAUUGUCUGUUUCAAUGCCCUGCAAUGUGCAAAAGUUCUAUUGGAGGGCAUGGCACCUGAGCUCUAUGGGAUGCACGCCAAUCCCAACUGCAUUAACCAAUAUGGAUACUUCGCGCUCCAUGAAUCUGCUGAAAGGUUCUCUGUUGACAUGAUUAAGCUGCUUUUACGCCAUGGUGCAUCAGCCAAUGUGCGCACAGUUGGCAAUAAUAUCAUUGAGAAUCUACUUCUGCUCCAUGUCGCAGUUGAGAAUACUUGCCUGCAUAAGUAUCUGGAGGACAACCUGGAGGACAAUCUUUCUCGCAGCCAUAAUCCACUGGAUUAUAUCUACAAGCUUAUCCAUCUGCUGUGUCUACCUGAAAUGGUCUGUUUCACUUACCUCCCUAUGUGAGUUAGUACUACUUUUGCAGCAUGACAUAAAGAGUAACUGUGGUCAUAUUAUAGACCCCUGAUAGCCGUUAUAAUGAAAUUAUUGAUACUAAAUACCGGGCAUCCUUUCAUCUCAACUUGUCACAGAAAGUAAAGUUUUCGCUUGUUAAUCCUUUUUGUCUUACUUCAUGUGUUAGUGCAUGCUCUUAUAGGAAAGGAUAAGGGGUCAUCAAUAAAAUAUAGACAGACUGUUGCUAGUAAUUAAUUUUAUUUUCUUUGUCUUGGAGAUUGUCCCUAAUCCAUAUUUACUUUGAUAGGAGGAAACACAGCGAAACACAGCAAUACAUAGAAAGAUUAUUCAACAUUACUUGCUUGCAUAUGAAUGCUAAAUGCACUUAGAUUUUUGUUCCUUCUUGUUUUACAGAAGAUCUUCUUGGAUACAACUAGACUGCUUGCAGAAAAAACAAAUAAUUUACUUCAAGAGCUCUGGAACUACAUUGAGGAUGGAAAACUUAUCCAGUCUGCAGUUCUACUACCAGCUGCUCAAGAGCAGAUCCGUCGGGGCAGUUCUCCGAAGAUAAAUGACAGUAGUAAAAAAAAAUGGGUUUGACAUUAUCAAUAACUGUAUAGUGAGGCUUUCAUAUGCCUUGAGAUUGGAGAAAGGUUCACAUGGAAUGACACAUGAGCUUCUGGAGGAAAGGAAGACACUUUUUGAUUAUACAUGGCUGCUUGUUGAUGUAAUUUCCCAUGUCGGUGAAGAUCUUUCUGCAUACAUUCAAGCGCAUUCUGAGGUAAGCGUUUUUGGUAUAUUGUGGCUGCGGUGCCUCAGAUGCUUUUUACUUAAUAUUUGUAUUUUUACUAUUGUUAGUGCUGUUGUUUUAAAAAAAGGACCUCGAUAAAUCCCGAAUGUUCAGAUUUUAAGCAUGUCAUCCUGAACAUUUUUUUCAUGGCAACUUUAGUUGACGCGAUGUGACAACUUUAGUUGUUAAAACAUGGCAACUUUGUCCCAGUUCAUUUUUUUAUCAGAAAAAAUUGCCAUGUUUGCCAACCUCGUGUGAACUAAAGUUGCCAUGAAAAACAUUCGGAUUGCCAUGCUUAAAAUCCGUACGUCCGGAAUUUACCAUUUCCGUAAAAAAAUACAUGCCCUAAUCUUAGCAAGAAGAAUGUUAAUAAUUCUCACCUCAACUGAUAAUAAUAAUAUGUUAUAAUUACUCCGUCUGGGUUUACUGGGCCUGGGGCCAAAAUGCUAGGACCAAAUUUCUGGCACUCCGCAUCCGAUUAAAGCGCAUGGAUGUUUUGCCUCCCGUCAUUAACGGCAGCGGUUAAUGCAAGAGUUGACAUGCUGCUCCUGAACGUACAUGCUGCGCAUGCAUUGGCUCCUGAACGUACAUGUUGCUCCUGAACGAGUUAAUUGCUUAAAACCUUGUGGCUAGGGUACUUCAAAACUACCGCUUUUGUUAAAAAUCACAAAAAACCAUCAACUCUGUGGCAAGUAAGUAACAAAUCGCACUGAUUCGAAAUUGAGUGUGUCCAAAAAAACUGACGGGUGGGACCCGUCUGUCCUGGCUGAUGUGGCGCCUACCUCCCCUCCUCCGGCGUCCUGUGUUCGUCGUCGCCGGUGGCGCCACACCCCUGCCUCCCCCGCGCCUCACCGGAGCCGCGACCUACAUCCCCAACGCCCCUACCUUCCCGCUUCUCCUGGAUCUGGCGGGAGCCCAGCGCCACCACUCCGAGACGGGGUCACGGGGAGCCGCGCUCGUCAUCGGGCCCGAGCAAGGAAGCGGGGCGAGCUCCUCCUGGCCUCGACGCCGGCAGAGGGAGCUACGGGCCCAACCCCGCUCCGACAGCCACCACCGCUAUCCACGCGCCGCCGUCCUUCGUCGCCGAUGGCACCACGCCCUGCCUCCCCUGCUUCUCCCGGAUCCGGCGGCAGCCCAGCACCGGCACGCUGAGGCCGGGCGAGCUCCUCCUGGCCUCGACGCCCCGCCCUGCUACUGCAGCCACAGCCGCUGGCCACGGCCAGAGGCGAGCUCCUCCCCCUCAUGCCACAGACAACCUCUCCUCUCCCCGUCUUCCUCGCGAGCGCCGAGCUCAGACGCACGAGAGCCACGGUAGCCAGAGGCGGGGAAGGUGUGCUGCUCGCCGUGGCAACACUGGUGGCGGCAGCGCACCGGAAAGCCCAAGGCACAUCGGCUCUUCUCCGCGAGGGCGUGCUAGUGAGAGGGGCGUCCUGGUGAGAGGGGACCGGCUCGCCGCGCACAGAGGAGGGGGCGGAGCUUGUCGGGGUAGGGCGGACGGAGGGGCAGCAUCGCCGGAGAAGAGCCGGACAGACGGAGUAGGUGGUGUGCGUGCACGCGAGAUGCUCGACGAAAUGCUAGAGACCGACGAGAGAGAGACAGAGCGCGUGAUAGACUAGUCACUUGUCCACGUGUUUAUUCUUUGCCAAGUCAGCCUGACAGGUGGGCCAGAAAUGUCAGAUUUCCACUUAGUUGCUGCUAGCAGCUCGUUUAGUGCAUUUUGUUAUUCACUUGCCACAGAGUUGGUGGUUUUUUGUGAUUUUUGGCAAAAGCGAUAGUUUUGAAGUACCCUAGCCAUAAAUGUGGUGGUUUUGAGCAAUUAACUCCUCCUGAACGUACAUGCUGCGCAUGCAUUGGCUGCAUGCUCCUGA